Molecule: messenger RNA, 780 nt
Organism: Salpingoeca rosetta
Lineage: Eukaryota; Choanoflagellata; Craspedida; Salpingoecidae
Exons: 6
Coding region: 1-780 (259 amino acids)
Source: RefSeq, a predicted model, not a curated record
AUGACACCAGGCGAGCCGGCGGAGCACCGCCAUGAAUUCCACCACCACAACGGCCGCGAAGUGGAAGACGAUGCUGUGCAGCAGCAGCAACAUCAAUGGCUGCAGCAGCAACAACAGCAUGAACCAGUACAACAGCAGCAGCCGGAUGAUAUGCAGAAGGGUGGUGGUAGAGGCGGCAGGCUGCGUGGCUCAAACAUCCCCUCGGAGGACCCAGCCAUACGCCAGCAGAUCCUCAAAUACCGAGAACGAGAACGCCAGAAGCAGCAGCAACAGGAACCACAACGGGCUCAACAGCAACGCGCAGGCAAGCACCGGGCAACGCAACCCCGCAAAGAGAAAGCAGCAAGUCGGCAAGGCAAGGACGAGGUUGUGUCCGGCGUUGCUCCAGGAAACGAAGAUCCAUUCGACAGCAAAGCGCUCAGGCGCAUCAGCAGCAGCAACAAUUGCAGCAGCAUGAAAAGAAGAGCAACCUGCAGCAGCAGGAAGCAGUGGCAGCGGCAGCAGCCUCGUAGCGAAAGUGGCGGUGAUGGUGAUGGCAGCCAUUUGGAUACUGCGGAAUUGGGCAUUGUCAGAUGUUUGUUCAAGAGCUCAAGUGACAGUGCGGUCAUGCGCAGCGGAGGGUCGUACUCAACGACAAAGGAUGCAAGAGGAAAGCAGGAACAGCGGUACCAACAAGGCGCCGCGCUCACACGCACGCUCACAGGGUUUGGGGUGUCGUGGCAGCCAGCCGCCAAGAUAAUGGGCACGCAGCAUGAGGAAACAAGGAGCAAGCACCGAUAG